Molecule: messenger RNA, 2071 nt
Organism: Ogataea polymorpha
Lineage: Eukaryota; Fungi; Ascomycota; Pichiomycetes; Pichiales; Pichiaceae
Exons: 1
Coding region: 1-1236 (411 amino acids)
Biological process (GO): cellular response to oxidative stress; protein phosphorylation
Molecular function (GO): calcium/calmodulin-dependent protein kinase activity; ATP binding
Source: RefSeq, a predicted model, not a curated record
AUGGACAGGCUGUUCGACAAAUUCCCGCACUCCGACAAGAAAAGAGAGUACGAGUUUCUGGAAACGCUUGGAGCAGGCUCGUUUGGUACUGUGCGAAAGGCUGUGGUGAAGAAAACAGGCAAGCCCGUGGCCGUCAAGAUCAUUCUCAAGUCUCGGCUCAAGGGCCAUCUGGACGCCGUUCUGCGCGAAAUCAAGGUUCUCGAGACCAUCCGGCACGACCACAUAGUCCGGCUGCUGGACUGGUUCGAAACAAAGCACAAUUUCUACAUCGUGACCCAGCUGGCGACAGGAGGCGAGUUGUUCGACAGACUCAUCAAGAAGACCUCCUUCACCGAGUCCGACGCCUGCAACAUCGUUUACCAGCUGCUCACGGCCAUUGAUUACUUGCACAGCCACGGAAUUGUCCACAGAGACAUCAAACCGGAAAACGUGCUGUAUCUCACGCCGGACGACCAGUCGCCCGUGGUGCUUGCGGACUUUGGUGUCUCGAGACAGCUGGGAGAGGCCGCCACGGAGAAACUCACCGGAGUGGCGGGCUCGUACGGCUACAUUGCUCCCGAGAUCUAUGCAUCCGAGGGCUACGGCGAGCUGUACGGGCUGGGAAAAGGCGGCUACACCAUGUCCUGCGAUAUAUGGUCUUUGGGCAUCGUUACGUUCAUUCUGAUAGGAGGCUACUCGCCGAUCCGGGCCGAGACGCCAGAGGAGUUUCUCGACGAGGUGCGCAGCAACAAUUUUGUGAUUUUCCACCACAAGUAUUGGCAGCAUAUUUCCGACAACGCAAAAGACUUCAUUCUCAAGAGUCUGGACAUCGACAACCGUCGCAGGCCUUCCGCGGCCCAGCUGUUGCAACAUCCGUGGAUUCUCAUGCACCUGGCCCAACAGGAGCCCGCAAACGAGGCCAACAUCAUCGGAAACAUCCGCGAGGGCUUCAAUGCUCAGGACAAGCUGCGCAAGGCAUUCCGACUUGUGCUUAUCCGCAACAAGCUCCAGAAAUUGCACGAGCUGCGCGAGGCGAGCGACUCGAGUUUCGAGGAAGGCGAGGAGGAUUUCAUUUUCCAUGGCAACUCGACCGAUUCGCAGUUAAUGGAGAACUUCGACAAAAUGAACAUCAAGAAACAGCAGCCUGACCCGCAGAAAAUCAAGAGCGAGACGCUGCAGGCCACGUUCCACAACAUCGUCAAGGCAGCGCAGAUCAGCAAGGACGAGAUCCGCAAAUUCCAGGAGGAACAGGGAUAGUGGCUACCUGUGGAGACGCGAGACCUCCGUCUUCAAGAUGCGAUCGUAUUCGGUCAUGGCGAGCGAGUUGAGCAGCUGGCCGAUUUUUUUAGCCUGCUCCUCGGACUGCGACUCUUUUUCCGAUUCAUAGCGAUGUAGCAUGGUUUCUGGGGCUCCCGUCGAGCUCGCCGAGUUUGGCGGCCCUACGCUUUUUUUCACAACAGGCUUUAGUCGACUAAUUUGUUUCGAGACGUGGCCAAUUUUAUUUAUCUCCAGCAACUGGUCCUGCUCCGGCGCCUGCACCAGAUGUUUGUACCAGAAUUUUGAAUUUAGACUCUCGAAAACCUGCUCGUCUUUCUCCGACUUGAAUAUGCUCACGUCCAAAGAGUAGUACUUGUCUGCGUGGUGGCCCAGGUCGCGUUUUGCUGACUUGGGUUGCUGCGUCUCCAGCAUCGCAAGAUGCUCAGGGUAGUAUGUGCGAAACGCUCCGAUAUCCACAAACCCCUGUUUCCGCGACUUCUCCGGGUCGAUCACGACAGCGACGUACGGAUCCUGGAAUCCCUGGUUCAGUUCCUGUGUCUUGACAUCAAUUCCAGAUAGCCAGCAGCCAAAGCCAGGGUGAGAGUGGUACCAGCCAACAAUGUUCUCCGACCGAUUGGACUGUUUCUUCUGAUGUUCCAGAAAUUGUAGCAUAAACUCGUACGCCUCGUUGAGCGGGUUCACACGGCUCUCGGUUCCCUGAACGGGAAGAGGAUAGCUGUCCAGGACAACGAUGUUGCCGUCGAAAAUCUUGCCCGUCAUCAUGCCCAUGAUCUCGAUGGACCCGCCUGAGCGUGCAUGGAGACACAUCUUCAUC